This is a messenger RNA of Aspergillus terreus NIH2624, 1467 nucleotides long. Its product is annotated as aminopeptidase P family protein. The transcript has 2 exons. Bases 1 to 1467 code for a protein of 488 amino acids. Gene Ontology annotation, molecular function: manganese ion binding; metalloaminopeptidase activity. The record is from RefSeq and is a predicted model, not a curated record. Lineage: Eukaryota; Fungi; Ascomycota; Eurotiomycetes; Eurotiales; Aspergillaceae.
AUGCGUGCUCCUCUUUCCACGCAUGAUCGGUGCCUUGUGCCUGAUACCUACGACAUCCGCCUGACCAUUACAGGCAACGAUGGAGACAAGUAUCCAGCCAAACAACAUGCCCGCCGGGCCGCCAUGAAACUGGGAGUCUCCGCCGGUCUUGUUUACCUGGUCGGCCAGCCUACCAUCAACUGGGGAGACUCUGACCAACCGCGUCCGUUCCGCCAAAGGCGAUACUUCUACUACCUCAGUGGGGUAGACGAAGCGGACUGUUACCUAACUUACGACAUUCAUAGCGAUUUAUUGACCCUUUACGUCCCAGACUUUGACCUCCGCCACGCCAUAUGGAUGGGUCCGACGCUUACCAUCGACGAGGCCCGACAUCGGUACGAUGUUGACCGCGUGUGCUACUUUUCUUCUCUCCAGGGACACCUUGAGUCAUGGAUCGACAAGCACAACAACUCGAGCCCCAUCUACAUUCUCCAUGAUACCCAGAAGCCCCAUGUCCCGUCCAGAGAGAAUGUCUACUUAGACGGCGAGCAUCUCCUUCCCGCGAUGGACGCAGCUCGCAUGGUCAAAGACGACUACGAGAUCCGGAUGAUACGCAAGGCGAACCAGAUCUCCGCCUUGGCCCAUCGCAAGGUGCUCGAGAAUAUUCAUCGCAUGACCAACGAGACGGAAAUCGAAGGUUUGUUUCUCGCCACGUGUGUGUCCCACGGGGCGAAGAACCAAUCCUACGAAAUCAUUGCCGGCUCAGGAAAAAAUGCAGCGACACUCCACUACGUAAAGAAUAACGAGCCGCUCCAUGGAAGGCAGCUGGUCUGCCUGGAUGCGGGCGCCGAGUGGGAUUGCUAUGCGAGCGACGUCACCCGGACUAUUCCCCUGGGGCCGGACUGGGCGAGUGAGUACGUCAGGAAUAUCUACUGUCUCGUAGAGAAGAUGCAGGAGACCUGUAUCUCGCAGAUUCGGCGAGGUGUGACAAUGAAGUCGCUGCAGGACUCGGCCCAUUUCAUUGCGAUCCAGGGACUCAAGGACCUUGGGGUACUUCAUGACUACGAUGUCUUGGAAAUAUUCCACUCAGGAGCAUCGGCCGUCUUUUUCCCUCAUGGACUAGGCCAUCAUGUGGGCCUCGAGGUUCACGAUGUCUCGGUGCAGCCGAACGCCGCCAGUGCUGCGGCAGAGGGCCCCAGGCAAACCUUCUUCGUGCCGAUGGCUACCCAGAGCAGUCCGGGCUUGGAACCAGGAAUGGUGGUGACGAUCGAACCCGGUGUCUACUUCUCUGAACUGGCCAUCGCAAACGCGCGGAAACAGCCCCUGGCGAAGUACAUCAACUUUGACGUGGCCGAGAAAUACAUCCCCAUUGGUGGCGUGCGCAUCGAGGACGACAUCCUGGUCACACACUCCGGUUAUGAAAACUUGACGACGGCACCUAAAGGGGAGGAGAUGUUGGAGAUCAUCCGCAGGGCGAUCGACAAUUGA